This is a messenger RNA of Penicillium mononematosum, 873 nucleotides long. RefSeq names its product WD40 repeat domain-containing protein. Bases 1 to 873 code for a protein of 290 amino acids. The record is from RefSeq and is a predicted model, not a curated record. The transcript is spliced from 2 exons. NCBI's taxonomy places the organism in Eukaryota, Fungi, Ascomycota, Eurotiomycetes, Eurotiales, Aspergillaceae. Gene Ontology annotation, molecular function: protein binding.
AUGGCAGACUUAGUCACUCCUUCUUUUGGGAAGUUAGUCGCAUCCAAAACUCUUGAUGGCCAUACUGGCUUCAUUUGGGAUGUGGCUCUUUCCGGCAAUAGCCAAAUCCUCGCCUCAGUCUCCAAUGACAUGAUGAUCCGUUUAUGGAACGCCAACACCGGUCUCCAGCGCGGCGCCGCAAAAGACAACGGCCAUUCCAACUGGGUACGCUCUGUGAGAUUUUCCCCCACAGGCCGAUUCUUAGCCACUGCCUCCGAUGAUAUGACCAUUCGCAUCAGCGACGUGAACACCGGGUUCACCUACCGCAUGCUGCAGGGCCACACUGCCUCAGAUGAUUUCACUGUACGACUAUGGAAUGCAAACUCGGGUUCGCUGCUCAAAACCCUCAAUGGGCACUCGGGUUGGGUGCGCGCUGUGGCCUUUUCGCCUGAUGGAAGAACUGUCGCUUCAACCUCGGACGAUAAUACAAUUCGCAUCUGGGACACAACCACCGGCAAUGAAAUCCAUCAACUAAGCGGCCAUCACUCCUCAAUCAGAGCCGUCUGCUUCUCUCCUAAUGGGAAGCUGCUGGCGUCGGGAUCGCAAGACAAGGACCUGCGCAUCUGGGAUACGGCUUCUGGCGCCAUGCUCAACGUCCUCCGGGGACACUCUGGACCUCUGCGCGUGAUCACAUUCUGUACCGAUGGGAACCUGCUGGCAUCAGCGGCCGAUGACCUGACAAUCCGCGUAUGGGCUGUGCCAUUGGAGUUUGCUUGCGUCCGAGUCUUAACGGGCUAUUCUGGGUGGGUUCGGGCCAUGACUUUAUCGUGCGACGAGAAAAUGGCGGUUUACACAUCUGAUGACAUGACUAUCAAAGUCUGGAACUCGGCGUGA